This is a messenger RNA of Dreissena polymorpha, 1848 nucleotides long. RefSeq lists its product as uncharacterized. The record is from RefSeq and is a predicted model, not a curated record. The coding region runs from base 902 to 1801 and encodes 299 amino acids. The transcript has 5 exons. NCBI's taxonomy places the organism in Eukaryota, Metazoa, Mollusca, Bivalvia, Myida, Dreissenidae.
UCCACUUUAUAUUGAAGACAUUGACACGCUUAGCACUGGGGUUGGUCCGGCUAAGAUCUGUGACAACUAGUGGCAUCGCAAUCAGAGGCAUUAUCAGUGCUAUAAAGAGUAUCAUCGUCUAUCAUACAGGUUGUAGAAUAGUACAGUUCCAUCGAUUGCGUUGAAAAAAAUGAAGUUCAGUGGAAAUUCGGCUCCGAUUCUCGUGGCGUGUUGGUUACACUUCGUCACCUGCUUUGUUUUGGACGGUCAGGGCCAUGCCCCAUUAGUGAAUACCACAUGCGGACCAAUGGAGGGUAUUUCGCAGCACGGGGCGUAUAGUUUCCGGGGGAUUCCCUAUGCAUUGCCCCCGGUUGGUAAACUGCGUUGGCAGCCUCCACAGAAAUUAUCGCACGCACGGGGCACGUGCUGGAACGGAACGUUGUCUGCAAAGAAGAUCGGCGACUUUUGCUUUCAGUACGAGUCGGAUACCACAUUCUACGGUAGCGAAGACUGUCUGUAUAUGAAUAUAUUCACUCCGUCAUUGAACCCCACUUCUCGACUACCGGUUAUGGUCUGGGUUCACGGCGGUUCAUAUUCCUCGGGAUCCGGAAAUGACGAUAACUAUUACGCCGACGAAACCAUGGCUGCUACAACAAACGUUGUUUAUGUAAAUCAUAACUAUAGGCUGCACACGUUUGGCUUCAUGGCCCUGCAAAUGCUCGCCGACGUCUCACCGACUAACACUUCCGGCAACUACGCGUUCAUGGACACUCUUUUGGUCCUUGAAUGGGUCAGAGACAACAUCCGGAACUUUGGCGGAGAUCCGUCAAAGGUGACUCUGUACGGCCAGAGUGCCGGCGCAACGCACGUGCUAGGGCUGAUGGCGUCGCCUCUUUCCAAGGGCCUGUUCCAUCGGGCAUGAAUGGUAAGCGGCUCCCCGCGCUACGACAAGCUCGCCAAGGACGCCUACAACGACAACCUGGUGUAUCUUAACAAAACCGGAUGUAGUAACGUGGACUGUCUUCUGGCACUGACUGCACAGCAAGCGACGGAGGCAGUCCCCUGGGAUGAAUUCCCUAACUGGAACAUGUACGACCAGUACGACAUCCCGACCAACCUGGACCGCUUCGACGGCAGUAUGGCGAUUGUGGAUGGUUACGUUGUUCCUGAGCCGCCAUUUGAGGCUUUUGCAAGCGGAUUCAAAAUGGACGUGCCGUUUCUAGUCGGCAGUGCGGGACAGGAAAUGGACGGUUCCAAACCACCAGACGAUAUGGGCACGUGGAACAAGCCCGAUUACGAGCGCUUCGUACACCAGCGUCUGCUAACAUUCAGCCCCCACGUUGCGGACAUGGCCCUGAAAUUGUACCCCGUCACCGCCAACACCUCCGCGCGCUACCAGUGGGCCAGCAUGGUGAGCGACAUCCGGGUUAACUGCGGCAACAAUUACUUGGCAUUGGUUGCAGCACGUACGCUCUCGUCGCCCGUUUACCGAUACGUCAACACAAACCGGCCGUCAAAACCGUUCGGGGACGGUGGCGGCUCCAUCUAUCCGUUUCACACGCACGACGUCUACGCAUUUUUCGGUUCUCUUAACCAGUACCUGUCCCCACUAAGCGCAUCAGAUACGGCCUUCGAGCAGAACAUGAGGAACGAGGUGCUGUCUUUUGUACGGACAGGGCACCCCAAAACAGCGGCCUGGUCGUCGUUUCCGGGCUCCACGGGUCUCAUAUCAGAAGUUGUGAGGACCGUCCCUGAAUACCACCAACCAGAAUGCGAAUUUUUCUUCGCUAACGGUUUGUGGCCCUACUCUUGGCGACAAUGAAUUAUGCGAUUGAUUCUGUACAAUAUACAGUUUAAAUAACUAAAUUA